AUGGCAGUCUUAUUCCUCCUCCUUCUGCUCCUCUGUGGGCCCUCCCAGGCUGCUGCUGAUAACAUCCAGGCCAUCUAUAUUGCCUUGGGGGAGGCAAUGGAGCUACCAUGUCCCUCACCACCUACCCUGCAUGGGGACGAACUCUUGUCCUGGUUUCGCAGCCCUGCAACAGGCUCCUCCACUACCCUGGUGACCCAAGUCCAAGUGGCCAGCCCAGCUCCAGACCCUGGGAAAUCUGGAAGGGAAUCCAGGUUCAAAUUGCUGGGGAACUACUCUUUGUGGCUAGACGGGGCAAAGGAGGGAGAUGCUGGGCGGUACUGGUGCACCGUGCUGGGUCAGCACCACAGGCACCAGAACUGGAGGGUGUAUGAUGUCUCCGUGCUCAGAGGAUCCCAGUUAUCUGCAAGAGCUGCAGAUGGAUCCCCCUGCUCUCUCCUUCUGUGCUCUGUGGUCCCUGCCAGACGCCUGGACUCUGUGACCUGGCUGGAGGGGAAGGGUCCUGUGAGGGGCCGUGCACAGUCCUUCUGGGGCGAUGGGGGUGCCCUGCUCUUGGUGUAUCAUGGGGAGGAGCUUCCUGAGCCCAGGGGCCGUAGACCAAGGGUCAUCCGCUGCAUCAUCCCUCAGAAGAAGGGGAUCAGCUUUAGCCUGGCAGCCUCCAUGGAUGCCUCCCCUGCCCUCUGUGCCCCUUCCACAGGCUUGGAUGUGCCCUGGAUCCUGGUGCUGUUGGUCACAGCAGGCCAGGGGUUUACCAUUCUGGUCCUCAGCAUCAUGCUCUGGAGGCAGAGGGUUCAGGGUGCUCAGUGCAGAGAUGCCUCAAUUCCUCAGUUCAAACCUGAAAUCCAGGUCUAUGAGAACAUUCACUUGGCCCGUCUCAGCCCCCCUGCCCCCAAGACAAGAUGA
Molecule: messenger RNA, 900 nt
Organism: Pteronotus mesoamericanus
Lineage: Eukaryota; Metazoa; Chordata; Mammalia; Chiroptera; Mormoopidae
Gene: LY6G6F
Product: lymphocyte antigen 6 family member G6F
Exons: 6
Coding region: 1-900 (299 amino acids)
Source: RefSeq, a predicted model, not a curated record